ACUGGGAAGGGCUGCUCUGGAGAAAUUGGAAACGUCUGAUACCCACUUGUGCCUGUGGAUGGACUCUGUGCACUCACAGCCCAGCAGCAGCUUCCCCCCUGCUUUACACAGUUUAGCCAGAACAGAAAGCGAAAGCGCUUCGAAUGAGGAAGCGAUGGCAUCCAGAGCAGAGAGUCUAACUGAGGAGUUGGUUUGCCCCAUUUGUCUGCAUUUGUUCGGAGAGCCGGUAACUCUGGAGUGUGGACACAACUUCUGCCGCUCCUGCCUCACCCAGAGUUGGGGAGAAAAGAGCUCCGGGCGACUCUGUCCCCAAUGUAGGCAGGAACUUGCUGACACCAGACUCAGGAUCAACAGGGCCCUGGGGAAUCUGGCCGAGAAGGUUCGGCAGCAGAAGCUGAAGGAGGACGAGGAGGGCUUUAAUCUUCACUGUGAGGAACAUCAGGAAGAGUUGAAGCUCUUCUGUGAAACGGACAGGAGGCUGAUCUGUGUGAGCUGUCUUGUGGCCCCAGCCGGUCUGGGUCACAAGAGCCACAAUUUCAUGAGCACAGAGCAAGCUGCCCAGCUCUACAGGGUGAAGUUGAAAUCAACUCUGAAAAAUGCUAAAUUCAGAAGAGCCUCAUCUCUGGACCUACAACAGCUGCAAGAGGAGCAGAUUUCCCAAGUCAGGGAACAGUCGGAGAGCUUGCAGGGACACAUCAGGUCCGAGUUCAUUAAGAUGCAUCAGCUCCUCGCUGAGAUGGAGGAGCGCUUACUCCAGAAUCUCAAAGAACAAGAGGCAGAUGCACUGCAAGCAAUGAAGGAAAGCCUGGAGAGAGUGCAGCGGGACCUAGAUCGCAUGGAGGGCGAGAUAGUGAACUUUGAGAGACAGAUGGAGGAAGGAGAUGCAGUCAGGUUUCUGAAGAUGGCUGUGUCCAGGGACAGAAGAAUCAGUGAAGAGGAAAUUGAGCUUCCAUUUGUGAGCGUGAACCUGCCGAUUGGAAAAUUCAAGGGGCCCGGACUGUACACAGAGUGGAAAGGAAUGAUAGAGAGCCUUAGCCCAGCUCCAGCCUCUCUGACCCUGGACCCGGACACAGCCCACCCCCUGCUCGUUGUAUGUGAGGACCGGACCAGAGUGACCCUCGGAGAUAAUUGGCAGCUUCUCCCUAACACCCCGGAGAGGUUUGACCGCUGGCUCUGUGUCCUGGCAUCGGAGGGAUUCAUGUCGGGGAGGCACUACUGGGAGGUGGAGGUGGGGGACAAGAUUUCUUGGGAGUUGGGCGUAGCCCUGGAGUCAGUCAACAGGAAGGUGGCGCUGCGCCUGGGGCCAGAGACCGGCUAUUGGACUGUGUGUCUGCUGCCCGGCAGCUCCUAUGUUGCCGGCACUUCCCCCUCAAGGACUCCCCUCGCCCUGACGGUGAACCCCCGGAAGGUUGGGGUUUACCUGGACUACGAGGGGGGCCAGGUGUCGUUUUACAACGCAGACACCAUGUCCCAUCUCCACACGUUCAGCCACACUUUCACCGAGAAGAUCUUUCCCUUCUUCUGUCCGGCCUGGGAUUACGGUGGGAAGAAUUCUCUGGCCCUGACACUCUGUCCAGUUAAAGGUCACUGUUAAUAGAGGGGCUCCUUCCAUAGAAACUGGUGGUUUCUGAUUCUCUUAUUUCCAGCCUGCCCUCGUGCAAUAAAUACGCAGCGUGUAAAUGCGUUACAAACUCUUCAGAGGAGGUUCACCUCGGCAAUGGGUGGGUUGUCUUAUGAGGGAAGGUUGGACAGGUUAGACUUGUAUCUACUGGAGUUUAGAAGAGUAAGAGGCAACUUGAUUGAAACAUAUAAAAU
Carcharodon carcharias (great white shark) is the source of this 1815-nucleotide messenger RNA. Its product is annotated as nuclear factor 7, ovary-like. The transcript is spliced from 6 exons. The record is from RefSeq and is a predicted model, not a curated record. The coding region runs from base 59 to 1594 and encodes 511 amino acids. Gene Ontology annotation, molecular function: protein binding; zinc ion binding. NCBI's taxonomy places the organism in Eukaryota, Metazoa, Chordata, Chondrichthyes, Lamniformes, Lamnidae.